This is a messenger RNA of Silurus meridionalis, 6401 nucleotides long. It is a transcript of the gene dcc, whose product is annotated as DCC netrin 1 receptor. The transcript is spliced from 29 exons. Gene Ontology annotation, cellular component: membrane. Gene Ontology annotation, biological process: cell-cell adhesion. The record is from RefSeq and is a predicted model, not a curated record. Bases 376 to 4797 code for a protein of 1473 amino acids. Gene Ontology annotation, molecular function: protein binding. Lineage: Eukaryota; Metazoa; Chordata; Actinopteri; Siluriformes; Siluridae.
ACACACACACACACACACACAUCAUCUCCUCCGCCUUUCCGUGCGCUCUGGGGUCUGGAUGCGCGAUGGAGAAGCGACGCGUUUGAAACUGGAUUGCUGUUGGAGCGCGCGAGUCAUCAGAUUUUUUGCUCUGGUUGUUUCUCCUUUUUUUCUCCUGGACUUGCACUGAGGCUUUUCUUCAUUUCAAACAUUUUUUUUGCAACAUUUAUAUUCUUUUUUUUUCACCUUUUUUUAUUUUCACAUCUGGAGCCGGAUGCGUUGAAGUUGGGCUGCAGCGUGAUUUCGGCGUGUCACCGUCCUGGGGGGGGGGAAGAGAGAGAGAAAGGCGCGCGCGUUGGCUUUUUAUCAUUGCACCGCCGUUUCUGCGCACACGCCAUGGCGCGCGCCGGUGGACGCGGGCGCGUGAGAGGACUGGCCCUGCUCGCGGUGUGGACCGCUUUGCUCUGCGGCGUCUCAGCAACGCAGGGUUCACAGACUCCACGUAGUUUCAUAGAGUUGCGUUUCGUCCUGGAGCCGCAGGAUGUGGUGACAAUACGAGGUGGGAUACUACAGCUGGACUGCCAGGCAAGAUCAGACCGUGGCCUUCCCUCCAUCUCUUGGAAGAAGGACGGCGUGCUGCUGAGCUCAGUGGUGGACGAGCGGAGGCAGCUGCUGGCCAACGGAUCGCUUCUAGUGCAGAAUGUGGUGCACUCACGCCAUCACCGACCUGAUGAGGGAGCCUACCAGUGUCUGGCCACUCUGGAGGGUGUGGGGGCCAUCGUCAGUCGAACAGCCAAGGUUACUGUUGCUGGUCCUUUACGGGUGGUGGUCCCGACCGAGUCGGUCUCGUCUUACAUGGGUGACACGGCACUGCUGCGCUGCGAGGUGACAGGCGAGCCCAUGCCCAUAGUGCGCUGGCAGAAGAAUCGUGACGAGCUGCCUUUGACCUUCGAUCCUGACAGCAGGGUGGUGGUGCUGCCCUCUGGCUCACUGCAGGUCAGCAAGGUGCAACCUCCUGAUGCUGCCACCUACCGAUGCCUGGCCGAGAACCCGGGGAGCGCUCGGACAGGCACGGACGCUGACCUCAGGGUCUUACCUGAGCCUGGAGUAGUGAGGAGUCUGGUCUUCCUCCAGAGGCCCAUGAAGGUCACAGCACUACAGGGCAAAGACACCGUGCUGGAAUGUUCCGCCUCCGGCUACCCGACCCCCUCCUUCUACUGGAUGAGAGGCAGCGAGAUGAUCCAAAUCAGAUCGAGGAAGUACUCAUUGCUCGGCGGGAGCAACCUGCUAAUCAGCAGCAUCACGGACGACGACUCGGGCACGUACAGCUGCGUGGCCUAUAACAAAAACGAGAACAUCACCGCCGCCUGUGAGCUCUCUGUGCUAGUGCCGCCCCAGUUUCUGAACUACCCAUCCAACAUGUACGCCUACGAGAGCUCUGACAUCGAGAUGGAGUGUGCGGUGACUGGUAACCCUCAGCCCACUGUGCGCUGGAUGAAGAAUGGAGAAGCGGUCAUCCCCAGCGACUACUUUCAGAUCGUGGAUGGUGGGAACCUGCAGAUUCUGGGCCUGGUGAGCUCGGAUGAAGGAUUCUACCAGUGUGUGGCAGAGAAUGAAGCAGGCAACGCCCUGGCAAUGGCCCAACUUAUACUCCUCGAGCUUGAGGGCACUCCAGCUGUCCAGCUCUCUGAUCCUCCCGUUCCCCACACUCCUUCGUUGACUUACUCCUCUCCUCCCCCACCAGUUGUCCCGAGCUCAGGCGUCCUCCCCUCGUUCCCCAGAGACGUGACCCCCGUGCUCGUGUCCAGCCGCUUUGUGCGCCUCUCCUGGCGCCCCCCGGUGGAAACACGUGGUACCAUCCUCACAUAUGGAGUCUUCUUCACGCAGGAGGGUGUCAACAGAGAACGUUCGGUGAACGCGACAGAGCCGGACAGUCUCCAGUUGACCGUGAACAAUCUGAAGCCCGAGGUGGUUUAUAUCUUCAGGGUUGUGGCCUACAACGAGUUGGGGCCAGGAGAGAGCUCUGAACAAAUCCGGCUCUCCACACAGCCUGAAUUGCAGGUCCCUGGUCCGGUGGAGAACCUCAAGGCCGAGGCCAUGUCCCCAACCUCCAUCCAGGCCUCAUGGGAUCCUCCGGCAUAUGCCAACGGACCCAUCCAAGGCUACCGGCUCCUGUGGACUGAGACGUCCAGUGGAAAAGAGCAGAGCAUAGAGGUGCUUGGGCAGAGCUACAGAAUGGAAGGAUUGAAGAAGUUUACAGAGUAUUCCUUACGUGUCCUGGCACUGAACCGUCACGGGCCGGGCAUCACCACAGACGAUAUGCUCAUCACAACCUUCUCUGACGUCCCGAGUGCUCCUCCCCAGAACAUCUCCCUGGAAGUGAUCUACUCGAGGAGUAUUAAAGUGAGCUGGCAGCCUCCUCCAGCCAACGCGCAGAACGGCUUCGUCACCGGCUACAAGAUCCGCUACCGUAAAACAGGAAGGCGAGGAGAGCAGGAGGCCAUCGAACCCAACAACCUGUGGUAUCUGUUCACAGGACUCGAAAAAGGCAGUCAGUACAGUUUCCAAGUGGCGGCCAUGACGGUCAACGGCACAGGCCCUAGCAGCGAAUGGUACACCGCUGAAACACCGGAAAACGACCUUGACGAGACCCAGGUUCCAAACCAGCCAAGCUCUCUGCAUGUCCGUCCCCUUCCCAACAGCAUAAUCAUGAGCUGGACGCCUCCACUGAACCCCAACAUUUUGGUGAGGGGUUACAUCAUCGGCUAUGGCGUGGGGAGUCCCUAUGCUGACACAGUGCGUGUGGACAGCAAGCAGCGCUACUAUUCCAUUGAAAACCUAGAGCCCAGCUCCCAUUACGUGAUCUCGCUAAAGGCCUUCAAUAAUGCAGGAGAAGGUGUCCCUCUGUACGAGAGCGCUGUCACCAGAUCCAUGUCAGAUCCCGUUGACCCAUCAGACGAUGAUUUGUUCCAUCUGUUUGAUAAUUUUCCCACCCCCAUCCCAGAUACGUCCACUCCUAUGAUCCCCCCUGUAGGCGUGCAGGCCGUGGCUCUGUCCUCGGACUCGGUCAGGGUGAGCUGGGCCGAUAACUCCAUGAGCAAAAACCAGAAGAGCAGUGAAACGCGCUACUACUCUGUCAAAUGGAGGGGCAGCCACUCCAGCAGCAGCAAAUACAAGUCUGCAGACACCACAGGACUGAGUCACACUGUAACGGGUCUGAAGCCCAACACCAUGUACGAGUUUGCUGUCAUGGUAACAAAAGGACGCAAGUCGAGCACGUGGAGUAUGACUGCACACGCCACUACAUAUGAAGCGGCACCGAGCUCCGCCCCGAAGGACCUGACCGUGAUUGGUCGAGAGGGUCGUCCCCGAUCCAUCCUCAUCAGCUGGCAGCCGCCACUCGAAGCUAAUGGCAAGAUCACAGGUUAUAUAGUGUACUACACAUUAGAUAAAAACAUGGCGAUUGAUGACUGGGUGAUGGAGCCCAUAACCGGAGACAGACUCACCCAUCAGGUCAUGGAUCUAAAUCUGGACACCGUCUACUAUUUCCGCAUCCAAGCCAAAAACGCGAAGGGGGUGGGGCCUCUGUCGGAGCCUGUCCAGUACAAGACGUCUAAAGUCGAACAUCCGGACAAGAUGGCCAAUGACCAAGGUCGCCAUGGAGACGGUGCCUACUGGCCUUCGGACAAUAACCUGAUUGACAGGAGCAGCCUGAACGAGCCCCCCAUUGGUCAGAUGCGACCCCCCCACGGCAGUGUGACCCCUCAGAAGAACAGCAACCUCCUAGUUAUCAUCGUGGUGUCUGUGGGCGCCGUCACCAUCGUCGUCGUGGUCAUCGUGGCCCUCAUUUGCACGCGGCGGUCCUCCGCACAACAAAGGAAAAAGAGGGCCACGCACAGUGCAGGGAAAAGGAAAGGAAGUCAGAAAGACCUGCGACCUCCAGACCUGUGGAUCCACCAUGAGGAGAUGGAGCUAAAGAACAUCGAGAAACCAUCCAGCUCUGCCCCAUCCGGUCAAGAAUCUCCAAUCCAGAGCUGCCAGGAGAUCGCCCCUGUCAGCCACAGCCAAUCAGAGAGCCAGAUGGGCAGCAAAAGCAGCCACUCAGGUGGCGACGCAGAUGAAGCCUCCAGCGGCAUUUCCACUCUAGACCGCUCUCUAGCUUCACGCAGAGCGACCCGGUCGAAGAUGAUGAUCCCCAUGGACUCUCAGCCCAGCAACACACCGGUGGUCAGUGCCAUCCCGGUUCCCACGCUGGAGAGCACUCAGUACCCGGGCAUCCUGCCGUCUCCUACAUGUGGCUACACCCCUCACUCUAAAUUCACCCUCAGGCCCAUGCCCUUUUCCACGCUCACCGUGGACCGAGGCUACGCCGCAGCCAUAACCACGGAAACCCCCCAGCCUCAGGCGUCUUUGAUCCCCUCGGUGCAGCCUGAAGCGUCGGGGGCAGAGGAGAUCCCGAGUCGCUCCAUUCCCACAGCAUGCGUGAGACCCACGCACCCCCUGCGUAGCUUCACCAACCCCCUCCUGCCCCCACCCAUGGGCACCAUCGAGCCCAAAGUCUACACUCCCAUGAUGCCACAACCAGGUGGCAGCCUCCCAAAACCCCAAGUCAAGACAGCGUCGUUAGGACAGGCUGGGAAAGCCAGAUCACCGCUACUUCCUGUCUCCGUUCCGACAGCCCCCGAAACCGCAGAGGAAGGCCAGAAACCAGGAGAAGACCCCGCAAGUGUGUAUGAGCAGGACGACCUGAGCGAACAGAUGGCCAGUCUAGAGGGACUGAUGAAGCAGCUGAACGCCAUCACCGGCGCCGCAUUUUAACGUCGGGGAAGAACCGGCGGAAGCUGUGAUCUAGCGCAGAGCCGGCACGCCAUGAACUGGGCCACCCACUUGUGACUUUUCAGAUUCUCCGGUGUCCCUGUUCCGGCCUUUUCUCCACUCAUGCGUUCUUCAGCAAAAAACCCUGCGAUGAGAAAAAAAAAAAAAGGGAAACAUUUUUUUGAAACAACCACACACAAGAAAGGAGCGUUUUUCUUUUUCUUUUCGUUAAAAACAGAGCUCUGUUUGGAGCUAAACCACCUCGAGACGAUUCUCUCACCGACGUUUCUGUCUUUUUCUUUCUCCACUCACCCUGCAGCUUUGGCGAAUAUAAAUACAAUGGAGAGAACUGGGGUCAGAAAAUGACACGUUGUUUUCUCAGGUCCGUCUCUCUGCUGCUCUGUCGCUCCAUAAACUUUCUGAAAACUUUGCUGUGCUUUUCCAAAACACGGCGCAAUUUAGAUUUUGUGACGCAACGAGCCCGGGAAAUAAACAGUCCGUUUCGUUGCAGAUAUACCUCCAUUUCCUGACCAGAAGUUUGACCUUCUAAGACUGUGUUAUAAUGCACAACUGAUCGUCCCCUGUAUUACUGACAGUGUUCUGUUUUCCACACGAAGAAGCCUAGAAACAGUCAAACGCAGCAAGAAGCUACGGCAGCCGUGGGCCGAGAGGCGAGACGUCGCGGCUGGAAAUCAAACAAACGCCGUGAACGAGCAAUUUCGCUUCCACCCAGGCUGUUAUUUUACAGCUACACCAAGUCUGCGCUCCAAACCGUGAUGGCGGUCUUGCAGAUAAAAGACCCCGUCACAUCAAAACGGUGUCGACAGCAGAACACUGCUGCGUCAACACGUACCAUGUUUUACUUUUCUCUUACAAAUGUUUGGAUGUGCCUCGAUUUUUAUUUCCCCCCUUUAUUUAUUGAUGCUGUCUAAAAGCGACAUAUAUUCUUUUAUUUAAUUUUUCGUAUUGUUUUUUUUUUCUUUUGGAAUUGCACUUGCGCAAAAACCUGCCAGAGAGAAGGAGAAACAUUCGCAGGGCAAAAUACGGCGAAAAACUAUGGGGGGGGGAUAGAAGAAAAAGAAGACCGCCCGCGUCCUGUCGUUCCCGCAACAAGGCGUGGCAACUACGUCAGAUAUUUUUCUUGUACGCUGUACAUGUGUAAACAUUACCAUGGACGAAAUCAUGAACACUGUAGCAACACAAGAGAAUAUGCUGUUUCUUUUGUAUUGUACAGUAACAUAGAGCAAUUGAAGGGGAGAUCCAUAGAGUUCGAUAGUUCCAUAGAGGUUUUAGGGAUGUUUUUUGGGGGCUGGGGUAGGGGGGCAUUAGGGUGGGUAGAAGGGCAAAUGGAGGGCUUUUAACCAGGAAAUUUAAUAUAUUGUUUCGAGUGUUGCUCGAUAAUUUAUCAACAUAAUGUGUCCAUUUUAUAAACGAUUUCUCCGAACGAACAGAACAGAAAGGAGUGCCUACUAAACCCCUCACGCUAGUACGCGCUUCCUCGACGAGGAACGACCGAGCCAACGAAGGAUCACAGUUAGAUCGAUCUGUUAUCAUGUUUUCUUCUGAAUUCCUUUCAUUUUCCAUUAUAAAUAGAUGUUUAAUUAAUA